Messenger RNA from Vespa crabro (European hornet), 1824 nucleotides. RefSeq lists its product as uncharacterized. Bases 1 to 1815 code for a protein of 604 amino acids. Gene Ontology annotation, cellular component: cilium. The transcript has 9 exons. Gene Ontology annotation, biological process: outer dynein arm assembly; cilium movement. The record is from RefSeq and is a predicted model, not a curated record. NCBI's taxonomy places the organism in Eukaryota, Metazoa, Arthropoda, Insecta, Hymenoptera, Vespidae.
AUGGACCACGAGAGACAAGAUAAAUCAAUACCAUGGAAGAACAGAGAAAAGGAAAAGAAAAAUAAUUGUUAUAAAAUAUCCAUAUAUAUAUAUAUAUAUAUAUAUACAUCUUUAUCCUUUAUCACAGCUCGAGAUAAAAAGAUUCGUGCAUUGGAAUUGACCAAAUUAAAGCAAAGAGUAUUGAAAAAUUUGAAAUCAUUGCAAACGGAUGUAAGAGAAUAUCGUGAUAUCGUCAGUCAAAUUAUUAAUGGAAAUAAAAUUCGCCUAUUGCCGAUAUUACAACAACACGAUAAUUUUCAUUUAGCUUUUGGUCAACUUGAAUCAGAUGAACUUUAUAAACGAAUUUAUCAGAACAGCGAAUUGUUUCAUCGACAAUUGGAUAAAUUACGUUACGAGAAGGAGAAAUUAGCUAAGAAAUUUUUCGAUUUACAAGUACUGUUGCCUCUUAUCUUUAAUAAAAUAAAAAUACAUACAUACAUACAUACAUACAUACAUACACGUAUACGCGCACAUUUAAACUUGAUUUCUUUUCUAUUGAAAUAUUUAAAUAAAUUUUUGUUUUCUUAUCCAUUGAAAAAGUUUGAAAAAUAUUUCCUAUUGGAAGAGGAAAGUGCAGAAAUAGGAACGGACCAUUUCCUUGAAUGUUUGAUGGCAUAUUUGCAACGAUCGGUAUCUAAACAAAAUGGUGUUAAAGCCAUUCAAAAUACUUAUUUAAAGAUAAUUAAUAUUUUAAAGAAAGAUGCAAUAUAUUAUGAUGCACUUCUUAAAGCUCUCAAAGAUGAUCAAAAGAAUCAAUGUAAAGUGAUAGUAAAGACAACGAUAAUGGGCCAAUUGGCGGCAGAAAAUCUGGACGAUUUGAAAGAAAAAUAUAAAUCAAUGACUGUCGACGUUGUGAAAAAUAUGAAAGAAAGAGAACGUACAUUAAUUAUAGCACGUGAACGCGUUGCCGAUCUUUGGGAAUAUGCGAAAUCUUUAGUACGAAUUGAGAGCGACGUUGUUCUUGCCAAAAAUAAUAUCGACAUUAAUGACUACGUUCAUUUGGAAAAUCAACUUAAACGUUUGGAAGAGAUUUGUGAUAUAUUAAAGGAUACCGUUUUAGUUAGAUCUCAUAAUGAAUUAUUACCAAGACUCGAAGAACAAAUGAGACAGAAGGCACGUUUGAUCAAUCAAUUUAAUUAUAAUACAAAAGAACGCGAUGAUCUUUUACAUAAAAAGGAAGAGGCUCUUAUCACUCUUGAAAGUCUUGAACAUACGAUGGUAGCUACGACAGGACAAUAUAGGAUAGAUAAAAAAGCUAUGCUGGAAGAAAUGGAAAUUCAAAAAAAACGUAUUAUCGAUUAUAAAGAUCUAAGAAGAUCUCAUGGCGAAUUAUCGAUUAAGAUAACAGCAGCUUUACAAAAUAUGUUAGUUAUGCUUGUUUGUGUUAAACAAACUAAAUUGUUACCAAAAAUGAAUAGCAAAAAAAAAGCAAAGACGCCUAUUGUAGAUGAAUUAGACGCCGAGGAUACGGGUGAAGCUGUCUUAGAGAAAAUAAUACCAAAUGGCUUAGUAUUAUUGGCACAAAUUACUCGAAAAAUGGGUGUUCUUUUCGGAAUAAGCAAUUUUGAACUCGAUAAAGAAAAAAAUGAAAGAGCGAGACAGUUGUAUCAAAAUUAUAUCGCUGAUUAUAAUACCUAUACACUCAAAUUUGGGAAGGACGAGUUAGAGCCAGCUCUAAUCGUUGAACAUGAAAUCGUAGAUCCAAAUGUAUUAACUCGAGCAGAUGUAAAAAAUCGAAGUAGAAAAGUGGUAGAAGCUAAUUUGAAAAUUGAUUAAUAUAUUGAU